Messenger RNA from Gadus macrocephalus (Pacific cod), 2615 nucleotides. Its product is annotated as alpha-1,6-mannosyl-glycoprotein 2-beta-N-acetylglucosaminyltransferase. Bases 181 to 1443 code for a protein of 420 amino acids. The record is from RefSeq and is a predicted model, not a curated record. Gene Ontology annotation, biological process: protein N-linked glycosylation; oligosaccharide biosynthetic process. Gene Ontology annotation, cellular component: Golgi membrane; Golgi stack. The transcript is spliced from 2 exons. Lineage: Eukaryota; Metazoa; Chordata; Actinopteri; Gadiformes; Gadidae. Gene Ontology annotation, molecular function: alpha-1,6-mannosylglycoprotein 2-beta-N-acetylglucosaminyltransferase activity.
GCUGGUGAGACGCUGUGGAGCCCGCGUCGCUGCUGUCAUUCCGGCCUCAGAACUCGGGUGACACAACGUGACCAAGACGGCAAGUUUACCAUAAAUACCAUGAACACGAUGUCGAUACGAGGGUGAAGCCGAGCCGACAGUCGUGUGUUUAGACCCGGUCUCUGCUGGUCCUCGGCGGUCAUGAGGUUCCGUAUGGUGCGGCGCAAGGCGCUGGCGCUGCUGGGGGUCUCGCUGGUCAUUGGGACGCUGCUGUUCUCCACCCGGGUGCUGUUUCUGUCCGACCCGGAGACAACUGACCCCAUCAGCUUCAGAGACAGCCACGUCUCGCAGUCCGAAGAGAUGGUCAAACUGAACUUCGCCUCCCCGUCUGAAUUGGCUGAUUCUGUUUUGAACGCGGAUUACCAGCAGUUCGUUUUGAACGCAGACCGGUUCCCGGAGGAGCCCCAGCUGGUGCUGGUGGUCCAGGUCCACAACCGGUCGGACUACCUGCGCCUGCUGGUCAGGUCUCUGGAGAGUGCCGCAGAGGUCCAGGGCUUCCUGGUCAUCUUCAGCCACGACUACUUCUCUGAGGAGAUCAACUCCAUCGUUCAAGGGAUCACUUUCUGCAAGGUCAUCCAGAUCUACUUCCCCUACAGCACCCAGCUCUACCCCAACUCCUUCCCCGGCCACGACCCCAAGGACUGCCCCCGGGACGCGGCCCGGGACCAGGCCGUGAGGUCGGGCUGCCUGAACGCGGAGCACCCCGACUCCUACGGCCACUACCGCGAGGCGGCCAUCACUCAGACCAAGCACCACUGGUGGUGGAAGAUGCACUUUGUGUGGGAGCGGGUGGGCGCCGUGCAGGGCUACCACGGCUUUGCCGUGUUCCUGGAGGAGGACCACUACCUGCUGCCCGACUUCUACCACCACUACCGCGCCAUGGCGGCCUACCGCGCCGCCAGCUGCCCCGACUGCGACGUGCUGGCGCUGGGGAACCACAAGGUGCCGGACGGCGGCUUCGGCGGCCACUCGGACCGGCUGCAGACGGCCAGCUGGGAGUCCACCAAGCACAACAUGGGCCUGGCGCUCUCCCGCGAGGUGUACUACAAGCUGAUGGGCUGCAACGAGGCCUUCUGCACCUACGACGACUACAACUGGGACUGGACCCUGCAGCACCUGUCGGGGACCUGCAUCGCCAAGCCCCUGAAGGUGCUGGCGGCCCUGGGCUCCCGCGUACUCCACACCGGGGACUGCGGCCUCCACCAGAAGAAGGAGGAGUGCAGGCCGGAGCUGGCGGCGCGGCGGGUGGAGGAGGUCCUGCAGCGGGUGAAGGGGAGCCUGUUCCCCGCCUCGCUCUCGCUCAGCGGGGGGGAGAAGGUGGAGCACCGGCCCCACGUUAAGAACGGAGGCUGGGGGGACCUCCGCGACCACGUGCUCUGCAAGAACUAUGCCCGGCGCCUCUGAGAACUGCACUCACCUCCACGUGCACGGCCCCCCUCCACGUGCACGGCCCACCUCCACGUGCACAAGGUGGACAUCAGGAGGAGGUUCAGCUUCGUAGUUCUGACUGAAAGUCUUCCAGGGGUCAGACCACCAGAUGUUGUCUUGUGUGUGUGUGUGUGCGUGUGUGUGCGUGCGUGCGUGCGUGCGUGCGUGCCUGCCUGUGCGCGUGCGUGUGUGUGUUAUAGAGCUAGAUUCCUAGCUUGAGUUUUAGCAUCUUUCUUAAAACACCAAAGGGGCGCGAUUGCCAAAGACUUCUCUUGAUCACGUUAUAGGCCAUUUGGUCAGGCCAGGUUUGGGAUGAUUUCAAAAGAGUGUGUGUGUGUGUUUUGUGUGUGUGUGUAGGAUGCAAUUUGAGAUUAAACAGCGGAUGCCUGUGACAAUGCAAAUUUAUUAUUUUGUUAUGCAGAAGAUGUCCACAAUGCGUUCUAUUGUGAUCCAAAGAUAAGUAAAUGUUGCUGAACGUGAGAACAGUCUUCAACAUGUCCUACUGCGUUACAUGGACGCUGUACACAAUCGCUUUGGAGAAGAUAUUAAUUUAUGAAUGUCUGUUUUGGAAUGCUUGCCAUCAGACCAGAAAUACCUGAACCGCCUCCAAACAUUGACAAACUAUUUUCCGCCUAUGGGGUAAAGUUUCUCGACUUAAUAGAAGCGUUUGAAUAAUUCACCAAACGUGCCUUUGUUUGUUGAGGAUUAAUUACUGUGCCUUAAACUCUUGCUGAGCCAUUGAGGGGAUGAAAAGUAUGCUGACAUGUUGACCCACCUUGGGUGAAGUUCUAAUCAAUCGAUUGUUUACACCAAACACUUUGGAUCGCUUCUGCAUUCCAUAAAAGAUAUAUAUAUAUAUAUGAAAUGAACAAUGAUAAAAUGAGUUUAUUGACUAAAGAAACAUAUUCUUCCAACCAAAUUUGUUCAUCUUUCUAAGAAAAUAUUUUUGCAAAGCACAAUCGUUGUAUGUAAACUUUGAGGUUCUGGGGACACUUUGCCUUAGUUGGAGAAGAUCCAUGAUGUCUGGUAGAUUGAACAACUGGGUCAAACAAGUUCUCUUUACUUCUGUUCGUCACUAGAAUUACAUUUUCGCUGCUCUGUUCAUGCAAUGCUUGUCAAAGUGGGAGAAUUAAAAUGAUUUAUUGAUA